Molecule: messenger RNA, 1262 nt
Organism: Syzygium oleosum
Lineage: Eukaryota; Viridiplantae; Streptophyta; Magnoliopsida; Myrtales; Myrtaceae
Product: ras-related protein RABC2a-like
Exons: 6
Coding region: 345-986 (213 amino acids)
Molecular function (GO): GTPase activity; GTP binding
Source: RefSeq, a predicted model, not a curated record
UUCAAACAAUCAAACGGACGUUUGUCCAUUGCCCAAACCUCCGUGUCUCUGCAAUUUUCCGGUCGAUGUUGUGCUUUGCUUAUGCUCAGCGAUUACUUGGAGGAAUUGUCAUCCACAAGGCAUUCGCUACGCUACAACGCCUUUCACUGUCCCUUUACCACAGGAGGAAAUUUCCCGCUGAUUACACGCUUUUGUGGUAUCAUGGGGGGUUUACUUGUUUCUUGAAGUGGUGAUCAGCUGAUGGAAACUGAGGGUGUUGCAGCGAAACACAGGAAAGAUAGUUCUUCAUUUUUUUUACUUUUCGUGUGUUUUUUUUUUCUUUUGUGGCUGGAGAGUUGGAAAGAAUGAAGGGUUCUUCUGGGAAAGGUUGGAACAGCAGCUUUGAUUACUCAUUCAAGAUAUUGGUGAUUGGGGAUUCGGGUGUUGGCAAGAGCAGCCUUCUUCUCAGCUUCAUCUCUAAUUCUGUUCACGAGCCUUCUCCUACCAUUGGUGUGGACUUUAAGAUCAAGCUUUUGACAGUUGGAGGCAAGAGAUUGAAGCUUACAAUUUGGGAUACUGCUGGACAAGAGAGGUUUGGGACAUUGACGAGCUCGUAUUAUAGAGGGGCGCACGGAAUUAUAUUGGUUUAUGACGUGACGCGGCGAGAGACUUUUAAAAAUUUGUCAGACAUAUGGGCAAAAGAAGUGGAUCUUUACCCUACAAAUCAGGACUGUAUCAGAAUCUUAGUCGGGAAUAAGGUUGAUAAGGAGAGUGAAAGGGCUGUAACUAGGGAAGAAGGAAGAGAUCUAGCUCAAAAACAUAGAUGUUCGUUUCUUGAAUGUAGCGCAAAAACUAGAGAGAACGUCAAUCAAUGCUUCAAGGAGCUUAUACAGAAGAUGAUGGAGGUGCCUAGUAUACUAGAGAAAGGAUCUGUGGCAGUGAAGAAGCAAAUCUUGAAACAGAAAGUACUGGAUCAACCGCCUCGCCAAAGCAGUUGCUGUUCCUAGAUAGAAUUGUUUGACAUACAAAAACAAAUAGGUGAUAUUGACUUACAGAGUCGGUAUACACAUGUUUGAAAGAAGAUUUACUGUUUUUUUUUUGUCAUAAAAGAAGAUUUACUGUUGAAAAUUGACAAAAAGAAAGAUUCUUAGUACAUUGUAAAUCUGGUGGUAUAGGUAUAGGUAUAUUGUUGAGUCGGGGAUUCCAUCCGUGCGCUAUAGUUUAAUAUUGUAAACCGCUGAUUUGAGUUUUGUAAAUAGAAAAAGUUCUACUUUUCAUAACCA